This is a messenger RNA of Salvelinus fontinalis (brook trout), 1096 nucleotides long. RefSeq names its product solute carrier family 22 member 3 (gene slc22a3). The record is from RefSeq and is a predicted model, not a curated record. Gene Ontology annotation, biological process: transmembrane transport. Gene Ontology annotation, molecular function: transmembrane transporter activity. NCBI's taxonomy places the organism in Eukaryota, Metazoa, Chordata, Actinopteri, Salmoniformes, Salmonidae. The transcript is spliced from 3 exons. Gene Ontology annotation, cellular component: membrane.
AUGCCGAAUUUACAUGACCUGUUCGUCCACAUCGGAAAUUACGGACCAUACCAAAGGAGAAUCACUGUCCUCGGAUCUCUGCCGGUGCUGACCUUCACGUUCGUCCUCGUAGGAGUCGUGUUCUUGGGGAACACUCCCGUGCACUGGUGCCGGACCUCCGGGACAGAGCGCAUCCAGGAUGAAUGUGACUGGACAGACAAGGAGCUGCGUGAACUCACCGUCCCGCUGUUGGAUGAGUCGGGGCAGGGCGCAUUGGGCGCCUAAAGCCGCUGCCAGAGGUUCGAUGUGGCCUGGAAGUUCUGGAACGGCAGCAAGAGCAACUGCAGUGACCUCACCGACUGGCCCUUGAUUUCUAAUCUCACCCAGUUACCGGUAGUCGCGUGCGACAGAGGCUGGGUGUUUGAUCCAUCUCGCACUACUAUCGUUUCAGAGGUAAAUUUGGUCUUCAAAACCCCCCGCAGUAGGAAUGAUGUGGGAGGUUUUAUGCUCUGUUCUGUACCGGCUCCUGCUUUGACGGUUCUGUUAUUGUGGUCUGUCUUGUUUUUGUCUUUGAUAGUCAUUGAGUUCUUUGGCUCAAACAACCGGAAGUUUGUCUCAUUGGUGUCCCGUACCUUUUAUUCCACUGGGAUGGCCAUCCUACCUCUCUUGGCAUACUUCUUGCCCUUCUGGAAAACCCUGCAGCUGGCCAUGAGUCUCCCCUGCUUCAUCUUCAUCACUUACUUUUGGCUCAUUCCAGAAUCUCCUCGCUGGUUGUUGUCACAACGAAGAACCAAAGAGGCUAUGAGGAUCGCUAAAAACAUUACCAAGUGCAAUAAGAGAACUGUCCCGGAGAAUUUUAGAGAGGUGGCCUACUUUUGAUUUCUGAAACAUCUUGCUGUGCUUCAGGGAGUUCUCUUCGGAGUAGUGUCUGAAACAUCUGGUUGUGCUUCAGGGAGCUCUCUUCGGAGUAGUGUCUGAAACAUCUUGUUGUGCUUCAGGGAGCUCUCUUCGGAGUAGUGUCUGAAACAUCUUGUUGUGCUUCAGGGAGCUCUCUUCGGAGUAGUGUCUGAAACAUCUUGUUGUGCUUCAGGGAGUUCUCUUCGGAAUAGUGUCUGAA